AUGAAGCCUGAGCAAACACCUUUUACCCUUGAAUCAGGAGAAGCAUGCGUCAAGAUCCCUAACUCGGUUAUAGAGCGGAAUAAGAAAGCGUGGGAUUCAUUUAUACUUGGUCAAUUCUAUGAGGAACCCCCCGCUAAAGGAGCCGUUCAUGCUAUCGUCAACGUAAUCUGGAGUAGACAAAAACGCGACAUUUCUGUUUCAAAAAUGGAUGGGCACGCUUUCCUUUUUCGUGUCCCCUGCCCAAAUGCCAGAAGGAAGAUCCUCAGCCAAAGCCUAUGGCAAGUUGAUGGUCAGACGAUGUUCGUCGCAAAGUGGUCUCCGGGCCCUCAUCAGGAGAAACCAGAGCUGUCAAUGGUCCCGGUCUGGCUGGACCUCACUGGGGUUCCUUUGCAAUUCUUCAAUCGAGAUGCCUUAAAGGAAAUAGCUGGGCUGGUGGGGCAUCCUAUUGAGCUACACCCAACCACUGCAAACCUCACCAACCUUAAAGUUGCUCGAGUGUAUACUGUCAUAGAUCCCCGGAAACCGCUUCCGGAAGGGGUUAAUGCUCAGUUUGAAUCAGGAGAAAUCCAUAGGAUCACAGUAUCCUCGCCGUGGCUCCCAUCUUUAUGCUCCUUCUGCAAAAAGGUUGGCCACACUAUCUCUCGCUGCAAAGCCGCCCCACGAACUUGCACAAUCUGUAACUCUGCCAGGCACACCUCCGAUCUCUGUCCUCGCAACAGACCUAAACAGAGAGAAGGGAAGGCACCAGUGAAAAGUCAGCUCCCAAUAACUUCGUCGAAGCAAAUAUACAGGCCCAAGGAUACAGGAACCACCUCAAAAGUGCCUGAGAAAGCGGUUCCUAAUGAUCCUCCUAAGGACCUAGCAGUGACCAAUCAAGUACAUGUCUCACAAGAUACUUUGCUCUUGGCUUCCGAUCAGCCAAAAUCGCCACAAAUUAAUAAGGCCACACAGAACAAUCAGAAGCAGACUUUCGCUGAGGUUUCAGCUUCAACAGCCAGGAAAAGCGACCCAAUCACCAAAGGCUCUGUUCCUUACCGGUCAUUGCUGCCUCAGAUCUCUACUCCAAAAACAUCUAAGGCUAAUCCAUCUAGCUCGAUUAUUGCCUUCGACUAUGAUGUAUCUAGAGGAGGACUCGUAGUCGACCUAAGUCCUCAUUUUACCUCAUCAUAUGCGGCUCCUUCUAACGAUGAAUCAUACUCGAGCCAGCAAUGUCUCUCUUCUCCGGAAACACUAUCUGAAGGAGAUGAUAACCCAGAUGAUGAAAAUGAUCAGUUUAUACAAGUUAUGACCAAACGCAUGCGCCGUCAGUCGCUUGCACGAGCUCGGGGAAAGAUUUGGGUUGUGUGGCACCCUUCGGUUCAAGUCACAGUAAUCUCUAAGUCCCUUCAGGUUAUUACUUGUUCGGUCAAACUGCCUUUUCAGCCUACCGAGUUGGUUAUCUCGAUUGUCUACGGCUCUAACUUCAGGGAAGAGAGAAAGGACCUCUGGUCUGAGUUAAUCCUUGUAGCUUCAUCAAUCUCCUCUCACCCUUGGGCAUGUCUUGGUGAUUUUAAUGAAAUCUUGUCGCCAGAAGAGCAUUCUACGUGUAAUAACUACUCUUCUACCUCGGGUAUGCGAGAGUUUAAGGACUGCGUCGACUCUUGCCUUCUCUCUGAUCUGCCUUACUUUGGCAACACUUUUACUUGGUCUAAUAAUCAGGUGGCCAAAAAGCUAGAUCGUAUUCUUGUUAAUGACAACUGGCUCCUCCUUCACCAGGAUUCAACCAAAACAGAAGAACCUUUCAAGUUUUUCUCCAUGCUCAACAGCCAUCUUGAUUUUGCUGAAGUGGUCAAGCAGUGUUGGACUUCUCUUCCGUUUGCUGGCUCCAAAAUGCUCUUAGUAUCGAAGAAGCUAAAGGAACUCAAAAGUAUUAUAAGAGCCUUUAGCAAGGAAAAUUUCUCUGAGCUUGAAAAGCAGGUGGCUGAAUCUUUUACAGAACUACAAUCUUGCCAGCACGCGCUUCUCGCUUCUCCAUCCCCAGCUUUGGCCGCAUUAGAAAAAGCAGCGCAUCAAAAAUGGAUAGUGCUUGCAAAAGCUGAAGAAUCCUUUCUUAGGCAGAGAGCCCGUAUCCUAUGGUUGGCAGAGGGAGAUUGUAACUCGGCUUUCUUCCACCGGGCUAUCAAAUCUUGUACUGCUCAAAACUUCAUGCACAUGCUGUUGGAUUUAAAUGAUAUGGUCAUUGAUGAUCUGCAAGGUAUUAAGGAUCACAUCUUGGACUUCUACCAAACUCUCUUAGGAGGACAAGUCCAGCACACUACCUCGUCUCCUGACUUAAUUGCUGAUCUGGUCCCGUUCAGAUGCUCUCCUGAAGCUUCAGAAACCCUUCUGGCUCCGUUUACAGCGACUGAUAUCUGA
This is a messenger RNA of Brassica napus (rape), 2394 nucleotides long. RefSeq lists its product as uncharacterized. Gene Ontology annotation, molecular function: zinc ion binding; nucleic acid binding; catalytic activity. NCBI's taxonomy places the organism in Eukaryota, Viridiplantae, Streptophyta, Magnoliopsida, Brassicales, Brassicaceae. The coding region runs from base 1 to 2394 and encodes 797 amino acids. The transcript has 3 exons. The record is from RefSeq and is a predicted model, not a curated record.